This is a messenger RNA of Manis javanica (Malayan pangolin), 7490 nucleotides long. It is a transcript of the gene ARHGAP23, whose product is annotated as Rho GTPase activating protein 23. Gene Ontology annotation, molecular function: protein binding. Gene Ontology annotation, biological process: signal transduction. The record is from RefSeq and is a predicted model, not a curated record. Lineage: Eukaryota; Metazoa; Chordata; Mammalia; Pholidota; Manidae.
GCCCUGCUGUCUGAGCUGAAGGACCCCCAGGGCCUGGGGGUCAGGAUACAGCCCUUGUCCUUGGGCCUCCGUCCUGCAUCCAUGCCUCUGGGAGGCAAAGAACAGAGUGUAGAGGCUGCGCCAGCCCAGCACUGCCCAACUGGGGACAAUGCCAGGCCCAUCCCUGGGCUGGGGCUGGUUGUUGCUCAUUCAGAGCGGCUCUGUGCUGGGUGGGGAGACGCUGGCCUCUGCAGGCAGGAUUACUGCCAGGGUAUCUGGAAGGAAGGUGCGGGCCCUGCCAGACUGGCACGUUCUUGUGGCCUCCCAUGAGAUGCCUGUUCCCAGAACCCGCUCCCUGCCAGGCCCCGAGUGAGCGUGUCUCCUAUAGAUGUAUCCACAUGUACAGCACACCCCACUGCACCCCACUGUUGAGUGCUUCCAUUGACACAGCACACCACACAUCACUCGAUACACAAGUAGUCUGCCAGGUACACAGCCAAGUGGCGUGACCUGCAGCACCAUCCCUUACCUGGCACGUCCUACAUUGCAGUGCAUGUUAACACACACUGUGCACCAGACACACCACGCCAGGCACAUGCCAUGAUGUGCACAUUCCCUCAGAGCUGUACGCUGACCCCCACUACCCACACAUACCUCCUCCCACAUCUCAGUGCACCACAGACAUCAGAACAGCACGGCACAUGCCUCGGCAUCUCCAUUCCCCACAGCACAACACCAGUGUUUCACAACACAUGUACUGGGACUUCUCGCCACAACAUGAGUACUUGCUAACAUCACAAAUGCUCGCCCUUGUCAUGACACAUAUGCCCACAAACACCACAGCCCGCCAUGGCCCAACACAGGUGCAUGCGCUCACUAGUAUCACAGUAACCGAAACUUACACAAUUGUAAUGCGCAGUCUAAACUAAAUCCCCCCUGACAGGCUCUUCACACCCAGAACUCAGCACUCGGCCCACCACACACACAGCAGCUACCAUAGACAUUCAUGCAACAUACCACACACUUACACGUGUACCCGUUUACCACACACACACACACACACACACAUGCUGUCUGUCUGUCUCUCUCUGUGCCCUCCCACCCCCAGCCCUGACCCAGAUUCCAGGGCUGUCCUCUCCACACAGUGCACAGUGCCUUGGUCUCAUGGGUCCAAGACAAAUGCCAGCUUGCUUGCCCCCAAGGUCACUGCCCCCCAGGAGAUGGCUGAGGGCCAAGCUCGGGAGGCCCUGGGGGCUGCUGCACUGGCUUCUGGUCUGGAUGUGCUAUAAUUACUGUAAUCACAGUGCCAUGCUUGGCACCAUGCCCCUCUGGGAACCUCCACCUCUUGACCUCAAUUGUCCCAUUGCCCGUUCUGGGGACGGGGAGGCAAGGAUGGAGUCUGGAGAUGUAGACUUCUCUCUUCAAGUCUGGAAGGCCCUGCCCCAUCUCCCCACAGGCUGAAGUGAGGCAAGCUAUGGGGAAGAAGAGUGCAGGGGAGGGGGGAAUGCAGGGUGGAACCUGGGUGUAAGAUCUCUCCAGCUGGAGGGGGCAGUGGGUCAGGAGGGCAGCAGCCUUAGCUCUGCUACGGCUUGAGUGGGCAGACAGCCACAGAUGUCAGCAUGUGGGGGCCUCUGCUGGCCCUAACAUCUCCGGCGGGCCAGAGGGUGGGGCACAGGCAUUCCUGUGGUUGGGAGCCAAGGCUGGAGGCCAAUGGGGCUGCGGCAGCUGCUGACGCCACCGCCGACGCAGCGAGGCCCCUCCACACCCAUCCUCCCCUCCCUCCUCCUCCCACCAGCCAGCAGAGAGCCGCUGGGGGCUGGGGGCAGCUGCACGGAGGGCAGGCCUCGGGGGACAGAGGCAGGACCGGCGUGGUGGGGGCUAGCCCGGGGUGGGGCGGGACGAGGGCGGAGGCGGGCUGGGAUGCCACCGCCACGGUGAGGCGGGAGCCCCGGGAGCCGGCAGGAUGUCAGGAGGGAGAGGCCUACUCCCAGGAUGCCUACCUGAAGGGGAACGAGCCGUAUUCUGGAGAGGCCCGGAGCAUCCCAGAGCCGCCCCCAAUCUGCUACCCUCGCAAGACCUAUGCCCCAUCAGCCCGUGUCUCCACCUGGGCCGCUAUGGUGCCUGAGCCCCUUUCAGCACUACCCAGUGACCCCCGGAGUCCGGCUACCUGGAGUGACCCGGGGCCCUGUGUCCCAUCCACAGCCCGUGCCCAUCUGGACAACCAUUCCUUGGGGAUGAGCCAGCCCCGCCCCAGCCCUGGUGCCUUUCCCCACCACCCCUUGGAGCCCCGGAUGCCCCGUGCCUUCCCAGAGCCUGGCAGCCGGGUGCCCCCCAGCAGAUUGGAGUGCCAGCAGGCUUUGUCUCACUGGCUGUCAAACCAGGUACCCCACAGGGCAGGGGAGAGACGGUGCCCUGCCAUGGCCCCUCGGGCCCGCAGUGCCUCCCAGGACCGGUUGGAGGAUGUGACUGCCCACCGCCCAUGGCCCUGCUCCACCUCCCAGGGUGCCUUGAGCCAGCUGGGCCAGGAGGGCUGGCACCGAGCCCGCUCAGACGACUACCUGAGCCGACCCGCCCGCUCAGCUGAGGCACUGGGGCCAGGGGCACUGGUGUCGCCCCGCUUUGAGCGCUGUGGCUGGGCUUCCCAGCGCCUGUCUGCCCGCACCCCAGCCUGCCCACCCAGGGACCUGCCAGGGCCCCAGGCCCCACCCCCACCUGGCCUGCAGGGCCUGGACGACAUUGGGUACAUUGGGUACCGAAGCUACAGCCCAUCAUUCCAGCGCCGGACUGGACUCCUCCACGCACUCUCCUUCCGGGACUCACCCUUUGGGGGACUACCCACCUUCAACUUGGCCCAGGCCUCUGCACCGUUCCCAGGAGAGGCCUCCGAACCACUCAGGGUUGGCCGGCCAGAACCCAGCACCCGGGCACUGGAGCCCCCAGCCGAGGACCGCCGCGACGAGGUGGUCCUGAGGCAGAAGCCUCCGACGGGCCGCAAGUUCCAGCUGCCCCCUGCCAGACAGAUGGACCUCGGGCUUGGAGGCGAGUCCCCAGAGCCAGAGGCCGGUGUGCAAGGACGCCUAGGCAGGAAGGUGGCCCCUUUGGCUGCUACUGAAGAUUCUCUGGCUUCCAUCCCCUUCAUCGAUGAGCCGACCAGCCCCAGCAUCGACCUCCAGGCUAAGCAUGUCCCUGCCUCCGCUGUGGUCUCCAGUGCCAUGAACUCAGCCCCUGUCCUGGGGACCAGCCCAUCCUCCCCAACCUUCACCUUCGCCCUGGGCCGCCAUUACUCCCAGGACUGCAGCAGCAUCAAGGCCGGCCGCCGCCGCUCCUCCUACCUGCUGGCCAUCACCACAGAGCGCUCCAAGUCCUGCGACGAUGGGCUCAACACCUUCCGGGAGGAGGGCAGGGCUCUGCGGCGUCUGCCCAACCGAGUACCCAGCCUGAGGAUGCUUCGAAGCUUCUUCACUGACGGGUCCUUGGAUAGUUGGGGCACUUCUGAAGAUGCUGAUGCUCCUUCUAAGCGACACUCAACCUCUGACCUCUCGGACUCGACCUUCAGUGAUAUCAGGAGAGAAGGCUGGUUGUAUUAUAAGCAGGUCCUCACCAAGAAGGGGAAGAAAGCGGGCGGCGGCCUGCGCCAGUGGAAGCGCGUGUACGCCGCCCUGCGGGCGCGCUCGCUCUCGCUGAGCAAGGAGCGGCGGGAGCCCGGGCCAGCGGCGGGGGCGGCGGCGGCCGUCGCAGGUGAGGACGAGGCGGCGCCCGUCUGCAUCGGCUCCUGCCUGGUGGACAUCUCCUACAGCGAGACCAAGAGGAGGCACGUGUUCCGGCUGACCACCGCUGACUUCUGUGAAUAUCUCUUUCAGGCUGAGGACCGGGAUGACAUGCUGGGCUGGAUCAGAGCGAUCCGAGAGAACAGCAGGGCCGAGGGCGAGGACCCCGGCUGUGCCAACCAAGCUCUGAUCAGCAAGAAGCUUAAUGAUUACCGCAAAGUGAGCCAUAGCUCUGGGCCCAAAGCUGAUUCCUCCCCAAAAGGCUCUCGUGGCCUGGGAGGCCUCAAGUCUGAGUUUCUUAAACAGAGUACAACACGUGGCCUCAGGACUCCGGACCAGCCUGCAGGGAGCAAGGAUGAUAGCACUGCUGCCCCCAAAACUCCCUGGGGCAUCAACAUCAUCAGGAAGAACAGGAAGGCAGCCCCCAGGGCAUUCGGGGUCCGGCUGGAGGAGUGCCAGCCAGCCACCGAGAACCAGCGCGUCCCCCUGAUUGUAGCUGCCUGCUGUCGUAUUGUGGAGGCACGGGGACUGGAAUCCACGGGCAUUUACCGAGUGCCAGGCAACAAUGCAGUGGUGUCCAGCCUUCAGGAGCAGCUGAACCGUGGACCCGGUGACAUCAACCUGCAGGAUGAGCGCUGGCAGGACCUCAAUGUCAUCAGCAGCCUGCUCAAGUCCUUCUUCCGAAAGCUACCUGAGCCCCUUUUCACGGACGACAAAUACAGUGACUUCAUCGAGGCCAAUCGCAUUGAAGACUCAAGGGAGCGGAUGAAGACACUGCGGAAGCUGAUCCGGGAUCUCCCAGGACACUACUAUGAAACGCUCAAAUUCCUUGUGGGUCAUCUGAAGACCAUUGCUGACCACUCGGAGAAAAACAAGAUGGAGCCCAGGAACCUGGCCCUGGUCUUCGGGCCAACACUGGUGAGGACAUCUGAGGACAACAUGGCGGACAUGGUGACCCACAUGCCCGACCGCUAUAAGAUUGUGGAGACGCUGAUCCAGCAUUCAGACUGGUUCUUCAGUGACAAUGAGGACAAGGGAGAGAAAACCCCUGUGGAUGACAAGGAGCCUCAGUCGGUGCCCAACAUCGAGUACCUCCUGCCUAACAUUGGGAGGACAGUGCCCCCAGGUGACCCAGGUCCAGAUGCUACCACCUGUAGUUCAGCCAAGCCCAAGGGCUCGUGGGCCCCCAAGAAGGAGCCGUACGCCCGGGAGAUGCUGGCGAUCUCCUUCAUCUCCGCGGUCAACCGCAAGCGGAAGAAGCGGCGGGAGGCGCGGGGGCUGGGCAGCAGCACCGACGACGACUCGGAGCAGGAGGCGCACAAGCCCGAGGCGGGUUCGGCGACGCCGGGGGGCCAGGACCAGCCGGAGGGGCAGCCGCCGGGCGCCGCUGCCCCCGAGCCCCCCGGGCGCCUCAGCCCCCCGGCGGCGCCGGAGGAGCGGCCGGCCGCGGACACGCGCUCCAUCGUCUCGGGCUACUCCACCCUGUCCACCAUGGACCGCAGCGAGUGCUCAGGCGCCGGGGGCCGGCGGGCGGGCGCGGGGGACGAAGCGGACGACGAGCGCAGCGAGCUGAGCCACGUGGAGACGGACACGGAGGGCGGCGCGGGGCCCGGGGGGCGCGCGGCGCGCCGGCCCUCCUUCAGCUCGCACCGCCUCAUGCCCUGCGACACGCUGGCGCGGCGCCGCCUGUCCCGGGGCCGCCCCGACGGCGAGGGCGCGGGCGCGGGCUGGGGGGCCGCCGAGCUGCCGGGCUCGGCCUCGUCCAGCAGCCAGGAGUCACUGCGCCCCGCGGCGGCCCCGGCGGCGGCGGCGGCGCUCGGCUCGCGGCCCUCGCGCCUCGAGGCGCUGCGGCUGCGCCUCCGCGGCACGGCCGACGACAUGCUCGCCGUGCGCCUGCGGCGGCCGCUAUCGCCCGAGACGCGGCGACGCCGGAGCAGCUGGCGCCGCCACACGGUGGUGGUGCAGAGCCCGCUGACCGACCUCAAUUUCAACGAGUGGAAAGAGCUGGGCGGAGGGGGCCCCCCGGAGCCCGCGGGUCCUCGGGCGCACAGUGACAACAAGGACUCGGGGCUCAGCAGCCUGGAGUCCACCAAGGCGCGGGCCCCGUCGUCCGCGGCCUCGCUGCCGCCCGCGCCCAGGGACCCCGGGGCCCUGCAGAGCCAGCCCCCGCGCCACGCCGCCGCCUCCCGCCUCCAUCAGUGUCUGUGACCAGCCCCGCCCCACCCCGCCUGAUGGCCCCCCUCCGCCCCCACGCAAACGGGCGUCUCCUCUGGCUUGCGCCCCCUCCUGUGUCGCGCCGGGGUGCAUCAGGCCCUCCAGGCUGUAUCUGAUUGGGAUGCUGGAAUUGGUAGGGGGGUGGGUAGAGGAGAAGGCCGGGGCUGGGCAACUGGCAGUGUGAAGGGGAGGGAGGGAGGGAGGCUCCAGAAACAGAGGGAGAGGAGAGGGUGUAGGCUGCUGGAGCCCCGUGCAGGGCUGCUGGGGGUCUCUCCCCUGAUGAGUGACCGUGUGUGCCCUUCUGGCCUUCCUGUGUCUGCACUUAGGGAUCCUUGUCUGCCAUGGUGUGUGGAUAGGGAACCCCCAAGUCUGAGGCUAAAGAAAAGACACCGGGUGAUGCUGGCUUUUCGCUCCUUUCCUGUGCCCACCCGCCUCCCCUUAGCUCCUAGCUAAGGUGUGGGGGGAGGUUGUGUAUGUCUGUCUGGGGAGAGGAGAUGUAGGGCGGUGGUGCCCAUGGGGGGAAGGGGGUUGUGUGUGUGUGUGUGUGUGUAGUCACUGUCCAAAGGUGUUACCUGCAGCAGCUCCUCCACUCCUGUCCCCUUCGUCCCUUCCCCCACCACUCCCAGGGCUCCCUGCCUUUGGUACACCCAGGGGUCCUGCCCCUGUUGCUUGCAGAGCCAGAGAAGGGGGUUGGGGCCACUCCAUAGAGGCAAGAAUAAGACACUGACCAGGGCUUCUCCCCCGCCAACCUUUUACCAAAUUCUAAAUCACCCCACCUAGGGGACUGCAUUAACCAUGGGGAGCUGCCCAUUCCCCAGCCAGUUUUGGAAGGGUGCAGGGCUCCCCCUCCUAGGCCUCCCUUGUCCCUCUUUUUAUUCUUCCAGCUGUGCCUGCUUCUUCCACAGCUCAGGCACACAGACCCCCACCUUCUUCCCCUUAGGAGGGGGCAAAGUAAAGCAUCCCUGGUCUCUCUCUCUCUCUCUCUCUCUCUCUCUCUCUCACACACACACACACACACACACACACACUGAUUUAUGGGGUCUGAGCUGGGCUGUUCCUCCAGGAUGGGUGGGACCCAGCCCCCUCUUCUCCUCAGACCCCUCUUCUCACCACACGUUGUAAAUAGACCUCAGAUCACCAGGCCUCCCCCACAUGCCCUCACUUAUUCCAGGCAAGCCCAGGUAGGGUUCUGAAGCCAAGUCUAUCAGUCCUCUUGUUUUAUGCAAAGAUUUGCUGCAAAGUAGAUUUCUCUGUCCUCCCUCCUGCAUCCUUUUAUUGUAAAUAUUGUCUCUAAAUGUGUAACAUAUUAUAAAGAAUUUAUAAGGAUUUUUAAAGAUGUUUUGCUCAUUUAAAAAAGUGUUGUUAACAGUGUUGGAUAGGUCUACUGUCCCAUGUCCGCAUGUCUCCUUCCACUGUGUCCUUGACACACCUCUUUAGGCGACAACUAAGAUUUCCUGCUUCUGAAAAGUCCUGUCUUUAAAGUAUAGUCUUGGAACUAUAUCUUGGAAAUAAAUGACCUUCCUUAAGGCA